This is a messenger RNA of Solanum verrucosum, 2475 nucleotides long. RefSeq lists its product as uncharacterized. Bases 1 to 2475 code for a protein of 824 amino acids. The transcript has 4 exons. Lineage: Eukaryota; Viridiplantae; Streptophyta; Magnoliopsida; Solanales; Solanaceae. The record is from RefSeq and is a predicted model, not a curated record.
AUGCAUUCUGAUUUUGAACAAGGAGAAAAUGUAGAAGAAACUCCUAAUGAAGAAGCAAAAAUCUUUUAUGAACAAUUGCGUGAUUGUAGUAGUCCUUUGUUCAACGGGAGUCAACACUCUAAAUUGUCUGUUGCAGUUAGAUUGUUAAGUAUCAAAUCUGACAAUAAUAUUUCUCAAGGAGUAAUGGACUCUAUGAUAGAUCUUAUGAAGGAAUUAGUUGAUCCCAAUGUAGAGAUUCCUGAUUCUUGUUGUAAAGCAAAUGCAUUGGUGUCUAAGUUAGGACUCUUCUCGAUAAGAAUUGAUUGUUGUAAAAACAGUUGGAUGUUAUACUAUAAGGAGGAUAUCGAUCUAAAGUCUUGUAAGUUUUGUAAUCACCCUCACUAUAAGACUGGUUCUACCGAAAAGAAACUUGCUAUUAAGGCGAUGUAUUAUUUACUUCUUAUACCAAGAUUGAAGAGGUUGUACGCAUCAAAUAGCUCUGCUCCUCAUAUGAGAUGGCACCGUGAAAAUAGAAGGCCACCUAGUGUCAUGUGUCAUCCAUUUGACGGAGAGGCUUGGAAACAUUUUGAUAGAACUUAUCCAGAUUUUGCCGCUGAACCAAGGAAUGUUAGGCUGGGUUUGUGUGCGGAUGGUUUCACCCCUUUUUCAGUUGGGGCUGCACCAUAUUCUUGUUGGCUUGUGUUUAUUACACCGUAUAAUCUUCCACCUGAGAUGUGUAUGACAAGUCCAUAUAUAUAUCUGAAUUGUGUCAUUCCUGGUUCGAGUAAUCCAAAAAGCAAGGUUGAUGUGUACUUACAACCUUUGAUUGAUGAGUUGAAAUUGUUGUGGUUUGAGGGGGUAGAAACAUGGGACAUUUCUCGUAAACAAAAUUUCAACAUGUGUGCUACUUUAAUGUGGACUAUUAAUGAUUUUCCUGCCUAUGGAAUGCUAUCUGGAUGGAUGACAGCUGGAAAGAGAAAGAAAUAUGCAUUUAAAAAGAAUAAAACUGAACGAGAUGGUCCACCCCCAAUAUUAACGGGUGAUGAUAUUUGGGAAAGGGUUCAAAAUUUUCCAAAGGUAAUUGAGGAACCACCGUACAAAUUUGAUGGGUAUGGUGUUGCACAUAAUUGGGCUAAUCAGAGUAUAUUCUGGGAGUUACCUUAUUGGAAGGAUAAUUUGCUUAGACAUAAUCUUGAUGUCAUGCAUAUUGAAAAGAAUUAUUUUGAUAAUCUGUUCAACACUGUAAUGGAUGUAACUGGCAAGACAAAAGAUAAUGUUAAGGCUAGACUUGACUUACCAGAACAUUGUAGACGAUCGGAGUUGCAUUUACAGGAGUCUGCCAACAAUAAGUUACUUAAGCCCAAGGCUAGUUAUUCAUUCACAAUGGAACAUAAGAGAAAAAUUUGUGAGUGGGUGGAAAGCUUGAAAAUUUCAGAUGGAUAUACCUCAAAUUUGGGAAAGAGGGUUGACAUUGAGUAUGGAAUAUUACAUGGGAUGAAAAGUCACGACUGUCAUGUUUUCAUGGAACAAUUACUUCCGAUUGCUUUUUGUGGAUUACCUGAAAACAUAUGGAAACCAAUGGCAGAGAUUAGUUUGUUCUUCAAAGACUUGUGUUCCAGCACAUUGAGAGUAGAGAAUCUGGUUCGAAUGGCCAAAAAUAUCGUUGUUAUUAGUAAUAAGUUGGAGAAGAUUCUUCCACCUGGGUUCUUUGAUGUGAUGGAACAUCUUCCUAUUCACCUUGUUCAUGAAGCCCUACUGGGAGGUCUAGUUCAAUAUAGGUGGAUGUAUCCUUUUGAGCGUUAUUUUGUGAGCCAAUAUGGUCAUGAUCAAGUGUUUCCAUCAUUUAUAACGUGGUAUACUAAUUGGGUCUACAAUUCAGAAAAUGCCGCCACAUUUGAUCAAUUUUUCAAGGAUAUUUCUUGGGGACCGAUUACAGUUCACACAAUGUCCCAAUAUAACGUAAAUGGUUUUAAAUUUGCCACAGAGAACUACUCAAAGAAUAAGAAAACUAAUAAUAGUGGUGUUUGGGUUAAAGGUGAUGAUGGAAGUCAAAAUGAGAAUGUUGAUUAUUUUGGUGUCCUACAGGAGAUUCUAGAGUUGGAGUAUUCGGGUUGGCCAAUCAAAAGAAUAGUACUUUUCCAAUGCAAGUGGUUUGAUCCAACUUCAAGAGGUACGAGGGAGCUUAAGCAACAUAAUAUCAUUGAAGUCAAGCACACUAGGAAGUAUGAGGCUUAUGAUCCUUUUAUUAUUGCACAGAAUGCUAAGCAAGUGUACUAUGCUCUUUAUCCGUUGCGUAGGGAUAAGUCUGAUUGGUGGGUUGUAAUCAAAACAGAACUAAUGGGGCGAGUGGAAGUUGAGAGUGAAUUGGAUGUUGCAUAUCAAAAUGAAAUAUCAAGUGUUAGUAUGCAAGGACUGAGGAGCGGAAAGCCACUUUCCAAUCAAUUACGACUCCUCACUCAGAUAUUGAUAGUGUCCGUGAAGUUCUUGGAGAAAUGA